Ctenocephalides felis (cat flea) is the source of this 387-nucleotide messenger RNA. Its product is annotated as neurexin-3-like. The coding region runs from base 1 to 387 and encodes 128 amino acids. The record is from RefSeq and is a predicted model, not a curated record. Lineage: Eukaryota; Metazoa; Arthropoda; Insecta; Siphonaptera; Pulicidae. The transcript has 2 exons.
AUGCAUCAACAAAUAUCGUCCGUAGUCCGAUUCCUGGUGAUAAUCUGGACGACCAGGUUGACCAAUUAUGUGACCGGCUUUAACCUGGACGGAUCUCCGGUUAGCCAUUCGCAGUUUAGGAAGUGGAAUGCUGCCUUAAAUGGAACUUUGGAAUUAGAAUUUAAGACGGAAAGGCCAAAUGGCCUGGUUUUGUACACUGAUGAUGGUGGAACUUAUGAUUUUUUCGAACUUAAGUUGGUGGAAGGAGCUUUGAGGUUGAGGUAUAAUCUGGGAGGAGGAGCGCAGAUCAUUACGGUGGGCAGAGAUUUGCAUGAUGGGCAUUGGCAUAAAGUUCAGCUAGUCUAUAAAUUAAAUUCUACAAGUAUGAGGAAAUCAUUGGGUACAUAA